AUGGAUAACAUGUCUUAUCCUGUGAUAUUGACCCUUAUGGUGCCAAAAGAUACUAAAUCAUAUAGGCAUGUAUAUUUUACUUGUUUUCUUGCCUUAUAUCUCCUUAUACUGUCAAUUAAUAUUCGUCUUGUUAUGGUCAUCAUCAUGGAGAAAGCUCUUCAUGAACCAAUGUAUAUAUUUCUGGGUCUUCUGUGUGUAAAUGGGGUUUAUGGAGCCUCAGGAUUCUACCCUAAAGUUCUGUCUGAUUUAAUAUUGGAUUCAUAUGUGAUCUCCUCUCACAUGUGUGCUUUGCAAACCUUUGUUAUCUACAGCUCUUUACUUUCUGAGUUCACAAUAUUAACAGUGAUGGCUUAUGAUAGAUAUGUAGCCAUAUGCAAACCUUUAGACUAUCAUUCAAAAUUAACUAAAAACACCUGUGUGAAAUUAAUUCUGUUCUCAUGGAUUGUUCCUAACUCCUUGUCAGCUGCGCCAAUCCUGUUAUCAAACCUGAGGCCCUUUUGUAAAUAUCACAUUGACAAAUUAUAUUGUGACAACUGGUCAAUUGUAAAACUGUCUUGUCUAUCAAGUUCUGUUAACAAUGUUUUUGGAUAUGCCAAUACUGUUAUAUUUUCAAGCUUUAUAGUUUUUAUCAUAGUGACUUACAUUAAACUGAUCAUUGCAUGUAAAUUAUCUUUAGAAAACAGAAGGAAAUUCUGGCAAACAUGUCUGCCACAUAUAUUAUCACUGAUUAAUUUUACUUUUGCUUUGCUUUUUGAUGUUAUGUAUAGUAGAUAUGGUGCAAAUGACAUUCCAGAGAGUUUGCGUAAUUUUUUGGCUCUAGAACUGCUGAUAGUCCCACCUGUGUUCAAUCCUCUAAUCUAUGGGUUAAAUAUUAGAGCAGUGCGCACAAGAGUUUUCACUUCAUGUGUUGCAUCAAGAGUAAAUGUUUCACAAAACAUCAAAACUUAA
Molecule: messenger RNA, 948 nt
Organism: Onychostoma macrolepis
Lineage: Eukaryota; Metazoa; Chordata; Actinopteri; Cypriniformes; Cyprinidae
Product: olfactory receptor 5K1-like
Exons: 1
Coding region: 1-948 (315 amino acids)
Biological process (GO): G protein-coupled receptor signaling pathway
Cellular component (GO): membrane
Molecular function (GO): olfactory receptor activity; G protein-coupled receptor activity
Source: RefSeq, a predicted model, not a curated record